AUGGCGUCUGUCGCCUCCGGGGCAGCUAUUAUGCCUGGUCUGUGCCUUCCGCCCCGUGUGAGCUGGUCAGAAAAUGCUACAACUUGCCACAACAGCAACGAUCAGUGCAAGAACUUCCAAUCGCUGGAGAUAUCGGUCCCUUCGCCAGACUUUGGAUACACCACCACCACCUUCCCGCCAUCAUCGCCGCCGCCACCGCUGCCGCCACCGCCACCACUCCCGUCUCCGAGACCCCAAUCAGCUCCCCCGUCUCUGCCUCCGAAGACAGCCAUCAUCACAGACGGGCAGUGCAAAGUCACAGCAUCCGGCCUGUGCCUUGCGGCUCUGCACGGCCCCGAAUUCGCUGAUUGCCCGCCCCCAUCGAUCGGGUACUCGCGCAAAGAGCAACGGUAUGUCGCCGUCCAGCCAAAGCGAUGCGCGUGCGAGUUCCGCCUACUCGGUGGGGUGAGGUACUGCAGCCGCUCCGUCUGA
This is a messenger RNA of Emiliania huxleyi CCMP1516, 471 nucleotides long. RefSeq lists its product as hypothetical. NCBI's taxonomy places the organism in Eukaryota, Haptophyta, Isochrysidales, Noelaerhabdaceae. The record is from RefSeq and is a predicted model, not a curated record. Bases 1 to 471 code for a protein of 156 amino acids. The transcript has 2 exons.